Messenger RNA from Thamnophis elegans (Western terrestrial garter snake), 1231 nucleotides. It is a transcript of the gene KITLG, whose product is annotated as KIT ligand. The coding region runs from base 360 to 1202 and encodes 280 amino acids. The record is from RefSeq and is a predicted model, not a curated record. The transcript is spliced from 9 exons. Gene Ontology annotation, biological process: positive regulation of cell population proliferation; cell adhesion. Gene Ontology annotation, cellular component: plasma membrane. NCBI's taxonomy places the organism in Eukaryota, Metazoa, Chordata, Lepidosauria, Squamata, Natricidae. Gene Ontology annotation, molecular function: cytokine activity; stem cell factor receptor binding.
UCCGUUUUCCCCGUCCCCUGACAAGGACUCACAUAGAAGGCGUGUCCUCUCGGGGCGGUUGCUGCCGCUGCGGAAGGCAGCUUAAAGCUAUAAAAGAAGUGAUCGGGUGCCGGCUUGAGCUGCAUUUCCCGCCUCUGCUUUCCUCCGAAGGACUUGGAGCCGGUGCCGAAUAGAGCAGCGGGAGCGCCUUCCGCGUGCCUGGGGGCGAAGAGAAGGCCAGGGCACGGCAAAGCCAUAGAGGGCGCUAGGCGAGCCUCAAUGCGUAGUCUAGCUGCCUUUGCAACAUGCUGGAACUACAGAUCAGCUAAAAGGAGUUUGCACACCACUGUUGGAGCUGGAUUGCAGCGCUCUCUUUCCUUAUGAAGAAGACACAAACUUGGAUUAUCACUUGCUUUUAUCUUCAAUUGCUCCUACUUUAUCCUCUUAUUAAAGCCUGUGGGAAUCCAGUGACAGAUGAUGUAAAUGAAAUUGCAGUGCUGGUUGGAAAUCUUCCAUAUGAUUAUAUGAUAGCUCUUAGAUAUGUCCAGAAGACGGACACACUGCCCUACCACUGUUGGUUGCAUUUGAUGGUCCCUGAAUUGUUAAAUAGUCUAAAUAAUCUUCUCAAUAAAUUUAAAGAAUUUCCAGAUAUGUCAAAUGUCUUGAGUAAUUAUUCAAUUAUCAAUAAACUAAGGAGGAUCAUCACUGAUGUGAUGGACUGCUUACCUUCUACUACAUAUAAUAAGAAUUAUAGCCAACAUGAUCAUCCAUAUGAAGAAGGUAAAUUUAUUCCAGAAGAGUUCUUCAAGCACUUUUACAGCACUAUUGAGGCCUACAAAAUCUUUUCAAAAAGACCAGAACAAAGUGAUUGCAUUCUUCCCUCAACAACAGAAGCCUCAGCAAAUGAUUCAAGCACCAGUGUCACAGAGCCAUUUUUAUUACAUCCUGUUGCGGCCAGUUCCCUUAGGAAUGAUAGCAGUGAAAAUAACAGCAACAAAGCAGAAUUGGACUUCCUCAGUAAGUCUAGCAAUCAAGUAUUGAGCAUAGCACUUUCAACAUUGUUGGCUUUUGUCUUCGGCUUUGUUUUGGGAGCCAUAUGCUGGAAGAAAAGGACCUGCAGACAUAUUCUAAAAAUUCACCAGACUACACAAUCUAACAUCAACCAAGAUGAUAAUGAGAUAAGUAUGUUGCAGCACAAAGACAAAUCGCUUCUACAAGUGUAGCUGUUUCUUUUUAUAUAUAUACACUGUUA